ACCGUCAUGAACUCAGAUCGGACGAAACGAAGUCAGAUCUCGUCGUCUCAAGCAUAUUGUUAAAAAUGCACGUUUUUCAACUUGGGAAAUUUUUCAAUGUUAUCCCUGGAAAGGUUAUUAGGUACAUGCACGCAAGAUUUGGAUAAAACAAAAAACAGAACUGUCGACUAGCACAAAACACACUGUUAGAACCUAAGAAACUGGAACAAACUGGUUCUUAGAAACCCAGGUGUUGUCACCUGCACGAGCAGAUAAUCUGAAAGCGAUAGCUUUCAUCAGCUUAAUAACUCCAAAGAAACGACCUCCGGUGCGCAUGAAGUUGCUUCUGGAAAACCUUACGAGUGUUGAGCAAAUGUAGAUUCUGAGAAAAAAAUGAAGUCAGUGAGUUGCCAGCCUCAUCGGGGAAACACAAAUGCUAUCUCAGUAAAAUGUCGUUGGAAGACAAAUGAGGCCACUUAUCUUGGAUUAGCGAAAUGAAUACAGGUGUGACGCGCGUACGGUUACUCUGAACAAACCGUGUCAUCAGACGUAGAACAAAACCGUAAGGCGACAGUCACGCACGGGUUCCAUGGCAACGGGAAUAUCUGCUAGUAUUUGUUGGAGUAGCAGCACUUGGGGGGUAUCGCUCGUCUGAACGGCGUUCUGUUAGUUGACCGAUAUAAGACAGCUGUGCUUUGAAAACGGUUCUAGGGACAGAUGACAUCACUGACAACAGGUACAUCGAGAUAUUGAUUUUCCAAUGAAAUCUUGAUCGAGGUCUGUGCAAGCUGGAGUUUGCAGUAGAUAUUACAUGUUGCCAGACAGCGGAGUAGGUUAGAUACAGCUGAGCUUCUCGAAAUGUGCGAUUGGAACUUUGUAAUCAAGAAGAUAGUAAUUGGGAUUACGGCAGCACUUAUAUUAUUACUGUGGACGACGUAAGCAAAUAACAAGGACCUACGACAAAAGAAGAAAUAUCACGUUGCUGAUUUGUAGGUUCAGAAAGAAGUGAUUGAAGGAAAUAGCCACGACACAGAGGCCAAUCUUUAGGGCAUUAACAAGAGACAAACGAGGUUCUUUCUAUUAAGCUUGGUUUACGUUUCAGGAGUUUUGGUUUUGGCUGAUAGCCACCAUCGCAUGGAACAAAUCUACCAAUUGUCGCCAAAUGAAUGUAUGGCGCCAGUUUCGACUUGCCAAUGACGUUUUACAAUGACAUGCUGUCGCAGCAUUACAAUGACCUUUCAAGGUAACGAGUCAAGAUCCCAUUUCUGGAGCAACGAUAUUUAUCAAGUGCAGUUUUGCUGUUUAUGCCAAAAUUCCUUUUUCUUUGCCGUUUGGAGAACCUGACUAAGUGAACAAGGGGCAUUUUACUUAGUUGUUGUCGAGAAUUACUUGAAAUUGAAGGGAAAGAUAUAGUCGAAUCUAGCUACGAACAACAAACAUAUAUACGAAGGUUAAACUUUGUUUUCUAUCCGAUCACUUAAAAAAAGAGAGUUUGGCAGAUCAAUGUUUGGAGUAACAAAUGCCACAUCCAUGCUGUAUACGGAGCUAAUGCUGUGCUCACGUUCGACGACGGAGGGGGACGUUCCCGCUUUUACGUCGAAAGAACUUGUUGGAAACGCCUGCGUCACAGUUCUGUUUGUCUUAACAUUUGUCCUGACCAAAUCAGCAUGGGACCAAAUACGGAAACAAUACUUUUCCAAAAUCACAGUAGUCGUCAUUGGGGCUGGUCCCAUCGGGCUCUCUGCCAUGUUAAUUGCCGCAAAAACAUCCAAGGUGGCCAGGUUGAUCCUUUACGAGGAAAAAUGCCGUUACGACUUGAUUAACCGACCCCAGCAAAUCGCCUUGGACGCCCGGAGUGUGGCAUUUUUGCGGCAAAAGGGGGUAGACUUUGAGAACAUCGAAGGGUGUUGGGGAAACCAGUGCUUUUUCACCAGAAUCGGGAUUUUCCAGGAGUACUUACUGAGUGCCAUUGACCAGCUUGAAAUUCAUUCAGUUAUCAAGCUGAAUACAAAGUUUACCAAAGACUCCAUAUCGGAACUGGAGAAGAUUCCAGGGCGUGUGAUGGUCAUCGCAUGUGACGGUCUUAAUGGUCAAGCGGCACGGACGCUGGGUCUCAGAGAAGAGUGGACCCAACAAUCGUGCAAAUAUUAUGGCGCUGUAGCGGGCAUUGAACGUACUGACCAAAGACCUGUCCCUUCUCCCGAAAUCAGGGUUCAUGGUCUGACCUUUGACCUUUCUGCCUUUUAUGGCAAAGACUUCAAAGUCGAUGAAAAAUGCGGCUUCAGCCUUAAAAUAUUCGGGAGUGAUCGGCAGCGCUACAUGUCCCUGGCAGUGCCAAAAUGUGAUUCUAAUCUCAUCAAGGCGCUAAAGGUGGCGCUUGACCAUUCUAUAAUGCGAAACAUAUUCAAGGAGUGCUUCAAUACUUACAAAACAGACACGGAAAGCAAAAUCACUGAUCUCCAAGCACUGAAGAAGCUUAAAUUCAGUCCGCGUUUGUUCGAAAUCAAACUCUGUUGGAGGCGAGAGACUGUGAUGUACUUAGAAGAUGAAGACAUCGUUGUGACAUGUGAAGGCGAUGCAGCCAGGACGUUAAAUUUCCACUCAGGUCUGGAUGUGAACCUUUCUAUACGCGGGCUGGAGUCUCUGACGUCUUUCAUUCAUUCCACGGCAACAGCGAACAAUAACAUGAAAUCUCUCAUAGAGGCCAUGACGCUAAGGGCAACACAUGCAAGAAAAAUAUCAGAACAUUUUCAGCGAUAUGGAAUUGCAGAGACGAUGGAAUUAUAGAAAGGUCGUGAUCCCAUUGAAUAUCAUCAGUGAUCACGCUAACGUUCUGUUUAAUUUCCCGAUGGAAGAUAUUCGAACAUGUUUCAUAGAAAAUAUUAUUGCAGAAACCGUUGGCUCGAGGGGUUCGGGUCGUGAGUACAUGGUGAAUUCCAACAAAUGAAUCAGGAAUUUUUUUGUCGUUUUCUUAAAACCAACUUCAAGUUAAGUAUACCGUCAUGAAGUUGUAGUUGUUGAUUUGACUAGAAAAGACUACGUCUAAUACAGGUCCGAUAGAUGCGGACCGAGGAGUACUUCGCAACCACGCCCUUUAAAUGUCUACAUUUUAAUUUAAUUAACAUUUAGCAGCGUGGCUACCCAUAGACUUAACUUACUAUGUGGCGCCUUUUUGUAUACAGUCUCUUUUGACUAAUUAAAAAGACAAUGAAAGUUUCAGAUAGCACAGACUAAAACCUCUGUAAUCAAGGAUCGCUAGGAAAUACUUAUUAUAAAUGUACCAGUAUUAUCUCAACAUUUUUAUCGUUUUUGAUGCUAGUCAGUUUUCAAGGCAUUUUUAUAAUCAUGGAAUAAAUGUCGUUACGGAUUUUCAUGUUUUAUAUUAUUUACCUGGCGUAUUAUUUACCAGACGCAGUUAGAUGAUCAUUUAACACAGUACCUUGAUUUAAACAAAGAGACGAAAGUUUAUCGAAUUAAAAUUUAAUGCU
Lingula anatina is the source of this 3467-nucleotide messenger RNA. RefSeq lists its product as uncharacterized. The record is from RefSeq and is a predicted model, not a curated record. NCBI's taxonomy places the organism in Eukaryota, Metazoa, Brachiopoda, Lingulata, Lingulida, Lingulidae.